Seriola dumerili (greater amberjack) is the source of this 4739-nucleotide messenger RNA. It is a transcript of the gene rps6ka1, whose product is annotated as ribosomal protein S6 kinase 2 alpha. The transcript has 22 exons. NCBI's taxonomy places the organism in Eukaryota, Metazoa, Chordata, Actinopteri, Carangiformes, Carangidae. Bases 349 to 2556 code for a protein of 735 amino acids. Gene Ontology annotation, molecular function: magnesium ion binding; ATP binding; ribosomal protein S6 kinase activity. The record is from RefSeq and is a predicted model, not a curated record. Gene Ontology annotation, biological process: positive regulation of DNA-templated transcription; intracellular signal transduction; protein phosphorylation.
GUAGCCGGUAGGACAAGAGGGUUUGUUUAGUGUUUAUGGUGUUUUUAGUUGGAUUACCACUUUCAGCAAACACACACAAGUGGCCAAGCGACGCCGAAGUCAUAUCAAGGGAUUACAAUUGUUUGUAGAGCUCUUGGUUGUGCUCGCAGAAGGCUGCACGCGCGUCAUCUUCCUCUGAGCACAGAGCAAAGUGCUGGGAAAUCCGCUCCACCUGGACUCGCGACCUGAGUGAGGAGCUUCUGAGUGAACUGCACCUGACAGGAGCAGCAGGAGAGACGAUCUCGGGAGACCACAUUCGACACUCGAGCAGCAGCUGAAGGGGAGGAAACUGUGAAAAUCCCUGCGAAAAUGCCUCUUGCACAGAUCGCGGAGCCAUGGCCCACAAUGGAACUAGUGCAGCUUGAGACGGAGAAUGGGCAGAGCACUGCUGAGGAUGGAGUCACGCCUGCUGUCAAGGAAGAUGGAGACAUCAAGGAGAUCAACAUUACCCAUGUGGUCAAAGAGGGCUCAGAGAAGGCUGAUGCCUCUCAGUUUGAGCUGCUCAAAGUUUUGGGACAGGGAUCCUUUGGCAAGGUGUUCCUGGUACGAAAGGUGACCCCUCCAGAUGCCAACCAACUCUACGCCAUGAAGGUCCUCAAGAAGGCCACACUCAAAGUGAGAGACCGUGUGAGGACCAAGAUGGAGAGAGACAUCCUGGCAGAUGUCAACCACCCAUUUGUUGUCAAACUGCACUAUGCUUUCCAAACUGAAGGGAAGUUGUACUUGAUCCUGGACUUCCUCAGAGGAGGAGAUCUCUUCACCAGACUCUCUAAAGAGGUGAUGUUCACAGAGGAGGAUGUGAAGUUUUAUCUGGCAGAGCUGGCAUUAGGACUGGACCACCUCCACAGCCUGGGCAUCAUUUAUAGAGACCUUAAACCUGAAAACAUUCUCCUGGAUGAGGAGGGCCACAUCAAACUCACAGAUUUUGGUUUGUGUAAAGAAGCCAUUGAUCAUGAGAAGAAAGCUUAUUCCUUCUGUGGAACCGUGGAGUACAUGGCACCAGAGGUCGUCAACAGGCAGGGACACAUCCACAGCGCUGACUGGUGGUCAUUUGGAGUACUAAUGUUUGAGAUGUUGACAGGAGCGCUGCCAUUUCAAGGGAAGGACCGCAAAGAAACUAUGAACCUCAUUCUGAAGGCACGUCUGGGAAUGCCUCAGUUCCUGAGUGCAGAGGCCCAGUCUCUGCUUCGGGCUUUGUUCAAGAGAAACCCUGCCAACAGACUGGGAUCUGGCGCCGACGGUGCAGAGGAGAUCAAACGACACGGUUUCUUCUCCACCAUAGACUGGAAUAAACUCUUCAGGAGAGAAGUCAAGCCUCCAUUCAGACCAGCAGUGGCGCGUCCGGACGAUACUUUCUACUUUGACUCUGAGUUCACCUCCCGCACCCCUAAAGAUUCUCCUGGCGUGCCGCCGAGUGCCGGAGCUCACCAGCUCUUCAGAGGCUUCAGUUUCAUCGCGUCGACUCUGUUGGAAGAGGAAGGCUCAGUGGAGCCAGUGCAGCCUCCACCACAUCCAGUGGUCCAGCAGUUACACGGGAAGAACCUGCUGUUCAGCGACGGCUACGUAUUGAAGGAAGAUAUCGGCAUGGGCUCCUUCUCUGUCUGUAAACGAUGUAUCCACAAGGCCACCAACACAGAAUAUGCUGUCAAGAUGAUUGACAAGACCAGUACAGACCCCUCUGAGGAGAUAGAGAUUCUACUUAGAUAUGGGCAGCACCCCAACAUCAUAACACUGAAGGAUGUGUACGAUAACGGUAAGCAGGUGUUCCUGGUGACCGAGCUGAUGCGCGGCGGCGAGCUGCUGGAUCGGAUCCUCAAACAGAAGUUCUUCUCGGAGAGAGAGGCCAGCGCUGUGCUUCACACCAUCACCAGGACUGUAGAGUACCUGCACUCACAGGGGGUGGUGCACAGAGACCUGAAGCCCAGCAACAUCCUCUAUGUUGACGAGUCAGGAAAUCCAGAGUCAAUCAGGAUCUGUGACUUCGGCUUUGCUAAGCAGCUGCGUGCCAACAACGGCCUGCUGAUGACCCCGUGCUACACUGCUAACUUUGUGGCACCUGAGGUGUUGAAGCGUCAGGGUUAUGAUGAAGGAUGUGACAUCUGGAGUCUGGGAGUCUUACUGUACACCAUGCUGGCCGGUUUUACUCCAUUUGCCAACGGACCCGAGGACACCCCCAAUGAGAUCCUGAACAGGAUAGGCAACGGUCACUUCAGCCUGACCGGUGGCGACUGGGACACUGUGUCUGAUGCGGCCAAGGACCUUGUGUCCAAGAUGCUUCAUGUGGAUCCUCAUCAGAGGCUGACUGCUAGGCAGGUCCUCAAGCACCCCUGGAUUGUUCAGAGAGACAAACUACCCAACAGUCAGCUCCCUCACCAGGACCCCAAGCUGGUCAAGGGUGCGAUGGCGGCCACCUACUCUGCCCUGAAGAACUCCCAACCAACUCCGGAGCUCAAACCCAUCGAGAGCUCUUUCCUAGCCCAGAGGCGUGUCAAGAAGCUUCCCUCCACCUCCCUGUAGAGACUCAAAACAACCAGUCAUCUCACUGGAGACCGACCAAAACCGCACCUCCUGGCUCCAAACCACCCGGUCAUCUUGCUCGGGGACUCACUGUCCACUCGUCACUACCAGCCAAGGAACACUGACUGUGGUCCUGCCCCCCCCCAUUCUUGUGACCUCAGUUGUCCUGCUCUUGCUAUCAUCCUUGUUUGGGCUCGUCAAGCUGCUGUUAGCCUGUUAGUCUCCUUGGACUAGGAAAAGAUCGUGAAGAUGGAUGGGAGCGAUGAGGGCAAAAAAAAAAAAAGGAAAGAAAAAUAUGGGUGCAGGUUUUCUUUGAUGUAUUAGUGCCGUGUGGCUGUACGUGUGAUUGAGUGUGUGUGUGUGAGAGAGUGUGUUUGUGCAUGACCUGCCACAGAGUGGAUGCAGCCACGUUUUCGAUUGUGACAAAGAAAGUUUUCUCUCCUCAUCGUUGCUGUAACCGGUUGUCAUUCAGCUUGCUGCACGCCUGUCUGUCUGCCUGUUUCGUUGUCCGUCUCCCUGUUAUUUUUGUAAAGUUGAUGAGCUUUAUAUUACCGGUUGUGCUGCCAAAUCAACCUGUGCCGACAGCACAAAACCACAGUACUGUCCAACUGCUGUUAAAUGUUUUUGAAAGAGCAUUAUUAAUAUGAAUAUGAAACAUUUCUGCCAUAAAUGCCUCUUUGGCUUUGGUACAGCCAGAAUAUGGGGAUUCUGGAAAAUGUCAAAUGCUGAUGUUUUGGUCAAUGUCAAUCUAUGCUUGUAUUUUGUUUUACAGAGAGCGAGUGUGUGUGUGUGUGUGUGCGCGUGUGUGUGUGUGUGUGUGUGUGGAGGGGGGGUGUCAGUUGCAUGACUUGCAGUGUGGGUGUGUGUGUGAGUUUAUGUUCUGUCUCGCUGGAUGCUGCAGGGUCAUGUGCAUGGUCCGGUGACGUGAUGAUGUCAUGUGGCUUCCUCGUUUCUCUCCUCUCCCUCUUUCUCUGCUUGGUCCAUCUGCUGGCAACCAUUUGAGAUGUCUGUUAUUUUUAUUACUACAAAAACUAGUAAAAUAGGUGGCUUUCUGUGAAAGAAAACUUGCCCAAGGAACAAUGUGGCAUGUUAAAAUUCUAUAUCUGCUUUGUUUUCCUGUUUUUUCCAGUUUCUUUUUUUUUUUUUUUUUUCCACUGUGUUUCUUGGAUAAUGCAUAUCGGAUGCUGUUUCCUGUGUUGGCUGCUUUUGUUGUUGAUUUGUUUUUUUUCUUUUUGUCCAAAGAAAGUGGUAAUUUAAAAUAGUGAAAGACAUGCUGAGCACAUCACAGUCUGUGGACGUAACGCCAUACAGGUCUCUUCUUCUGUUUUCAAAGUGUAAGGAGGAAAGGCUGGCUGUUGUCUUUAUGGAAUCGAGCUCUCAGAGGCAGCCUCUCUCUCCCCCUUAAAUUCUCUGUCAAGUCACUGGUUGUUAAUAUCACACAGACCUACUCUCGGUGUGGAGUAUCUUCACCAGUAUUGUGUUGAACUUUUUUUUUUUUUCCAUUCAUGAUCUUUGAAUUUCCAUUCAUGCUGUUAAUUGGCUGACUUGUUUUCAUUUUUAUGAACACUGAAUUCGAGACACCCUGAAGAAUAGUAAAAGUGUGCGUCAUUGUAAGUAGCUUCAUAGGGUAGGUCCUGCUUUCAGCUCAGUGCCUAGGCCUACAGGUGAGGCAGAAUGUCUUACAUGGAAAACGUGUGAAAACAAACCAAGCAGCCAGAAGAUACUCCGCACGUGUAGAAGAGAAGACCUGUGUGGCUAGAUAAUCUAUGAACCAGCUGUCUUACCUCAAAAGGGAUCAAAGUUAUAUUAUAAUUCUUGUUUGGUGGCAAAACUCUCCCUCCUUUGACUAAAUUUAUGGUAAGAUGUUAUUGUAUGAUAAAGAUGAAGAUUUUUAUAUCUUACAAAUAUUAAAAAAUUCAGUUGCUACGACAAACUGUCUCUCUCGUUCUGUUUUAGUUGUGUCUUAAAUGAGGACUCCAGUGAUUAUUAAUAUUACACUUCCAUAGAGUUAGGGGACUCACAAUUGACAGAUUUGAUCCAAAAGUGCUGGAUCCUACAUUUCCCAUAAUCCAAACAAUAGCAUCAAGAGCACCAAGAACACCUCCAUCCUUCAAACUCCACAACCUAAACAUAUCACAAAGGCUUUCUGUUAACAAUUUCUCUAAAGCCACAGAGGACAUUUU